Molecule: messenger RNA, 3529 nt
Organism: Syngnathus acus (greater pipefish)
Lineage: Eukaryota; Metazoa; Chordata; Actinopteri; Syngnathiformes; Syngnathidae
Gene: il1rapl2
Product: interleukin 1 receptor accessory protein-like 2
Exons: 19
Coding region: 1036-3234 (732 amino acids)
Biological process (GO): signal transduction
Source: RefSeq, a predicted model, not a curated record
CAGGGGAAAAGUGGAGUUGAUCUGUGACAUAAGCGUAGUGGCCCCUUUCUCACAUCUUCCUCGUCCUCUCAUCAUCCCGUAAGGUCCGAUAUGGCGGAAAGAGAAGACAUCAACACUCUUUUCUCUUCCUCCCUCCUGCUCCCAUCUUUAGAAGAAGAAAGCUAAAGAAGUGACUCGAGGCUUCUAACAGCUUUUUUCCUUGCAGGAGAUUAUUCGAAAGACAGCUUCAAGCACAGAAUGGAGUGAAGAGGAGAAGACUUUUACUUAAUUUUACAAGCAUCUCUACGUGGAUUUAGGAAGAAAAAUAUAUUUUGAAAACGCUGACAGCACGUCUAAAGCAAUAGAACUUGGGGGUUGUCAUGGUUCGACGUAUUUUUGGAGUGUUUGGAGCGAUAUCAGCGCGCACUUUUGCGUGAAACAAGUCCCCCCCCCGGAACUGCAUUUUGAUAUUUUGGAAUAUAACGGAGGGAAGUGACUACGACUCUUAGAACACGUUGCUCGUGUAUUGACUGCCAGUUAAUUAGCCUAUCAAUAGAUUUCAGCUGCUCAAGCGAGGAAGUAAUGAGAACGAUUACGCAUUUAGAAUGACGAGCACAAAGUUUUUUUCUCCCAAAAUUAAUAUCAGCGCUCUGUCCGAUCAUCCAUCAGUAUUUUUCUCAUGUAAAAUCCUCCGUGCAUUUGGGCUGCGUAAAAGUGGACCGACUGCUCCAGCGUAAUGCGCGGGCAACGAAGGACCGACCAGUGUCACUAUCAUAUUCAAGAGAAGAGUGGAAAAAAGGGAGAGGCUUUACAAAGAGAUUUUUGGAACCCAGAAAGUUCUGUCAGAGGUUCCUAGUGCCUCUUUGGGAGAAGGGGGCGAGAGGACGCGACCUUCUGGAGGGGGAACAUUUGGCUGCAGCGGUGAAAAGAGAGGAGGGAGGUUGGAUUAUUAGAAAAUAUAUAUAAGACACUGCCCAGGUCAAGAUUUUAAUUGUCAUCCGUUUGGGGACUCUGCUUGCAGCUCUCACAUAGCAGGUCCCGGUCGAGAGGAGAGCGAUGAAGACGUCACUCUUUCUCCUACUCCUCAUCCUCACCCUCCUUGCCUCAGGAGCCAGCAGUGAUGUCAAGUACAUUUCCAAGAGAAAUUCUGUUGAUGGGUGCAUCGACUGGUCGGUGGAUCUUAAGGAGUACCAUGUUCUGGCCGGCGAACCAGUAAGGGUGAAAUGUGCCUUAUUCUACAGUUAUAUCCGGACCAACUACACCAUGGCCACCAACGCCAAACUGCGUCUCAUCUGGUACAAGAACAAAGGGGAUGCUGAGGAACCCAUCAUCUUCUCAGGCCAUAGGCUGAGUAAAGAAGACGAUUCCAUCUGGUUCAGGUCUGCUGAAAUGGAAGAUAAUGGUUUCUACACUUGUGUACUAAGGAACUCUACAUACUGCAUGAAGGUGUCUAUGUCUAUGACUGUAGAGGAGAGUGAUGAGGGGAAAUGCUUCAGCAGCAAUAUCCGCUAUCUGGCGAAAGCUGAGGUUACCCAUAGCAAAAUGAUCACAUGUCGUGAUAUCGAUGAUUAUUUGGCUCCAUACAAACAACCUCAAAUGACCUGGUACAAGGAGUGUGAGCGGGUUGAAUGGAGAAGUUCAAUUAUCGUCAAUAAUACACACAUCUGGAUCCCUGAGGUGGAGGAGGAAGAUGGGGGGAAUUACACUUGUGAGUUGCAGUAUGGAUCCAGACUGGUACGGAGGACAACACAGCUCAAAGUCACAGCUCUCCAGACCACCCAGCCACCUAAAGUCCUCUUUCCCCCGGAGAGACAAGACACAUUUAUUGAGAUCACACCUGGUUUGCCUCUCAGUCUGGACUGCAAGGCAUUUUUUGGCUACAGUGGAGAAAACCGCAGACCUAUCAUCUACUGGAUGAAAGGAGAGAAGUUUGUUGAAGAACUUGCUGGACACAUUAAAGAAAGUGAUGUCAGGAUUUUAAGGGAGCAUUUAGGCGAAAAGGAAGUCCAGCUGUCCUUGACUUUUGACGCCAUUGAGGAGACUGACCUGGCUAAUUACACCUGCUACGUGGAGAACCACAUAGGGAGGCGCCGCGGGAGUGCCAUACUGCUGAAGAAAGAUAUGUAUCGUUUGGAGUUGGCUGGUGGUCUGGGUGUCAUAUUGCUGCUGCUGGGAGUCCUAACGGCCCUUUAUAAAUGCUACAACCUGGAAAUUAUGCUAUGCUACAGGAGACAUUUUGGCAGUGAUGAAACUGAAGAUGAUAAUAAGGAGUAUGAUGCCUAUCUGUCCUACACCAAGGUGGAUCUGGACUCUUUGUGCAGAACUAGCAGUGAUGAGGAAACUUUUGCUUUGGAAAUCUUGCCUGACAUCUUGGAGAAACACUAUGGAUACAAGCUGUUUCUUCCAGACAGAGAUCUCAUUCCGAGCAGUACAUACAUUGAGGACCUCGCUCGUAGUGUGCUGCAGAGCAGACGGUUGAUCAUCGUUUUGACACCAGAGUUUGUGGCCAAGAGAGGUUGGAGCAUCUUUCAGAUAGAAACACGCCUCCAUUCCAUGCUGGUAACUGGGGAAAUCAAGGUAAUCAUGAUAGAAUGUGCUGAUCUGAAGAGUGUGAUCAACUACCAAGAGGUGGAAGCACUUAAACAUACAAUCAAGGUUUUAUCCAUCAUCAAAUGGAGAGGUCCCAAAAGCAAUGAACUGUCAUCCAAGUUUUGGAAACAGGUGGUCUACGAGAUGCCUGCUAAACGAAGAGAGACUUUGUCCCGACGUCAGGUGAUGGACUCGGGAGAGCAGGGGCUCUUUGGAGAUCUACAAACAUCUGUCUCUACCAUUGCCAUGACAACCACCUCAGCAUCCCUGGUGGCUCCAAGUGAGAAUCGGCAUGGACAUCAUCAGGUUUCCUUGGCAACAGAGAUCCCUGACUACAACCAGAUGACCUUGCCUAUUGGAGGGGGUCACAUGGCUACCGCAGCCCAAAUGAGGCACUUUUGCCGUAGCUACGAGUUUCAUCUUCCCACGCAGCCACCUGCCCUGUCGCCUCCCCUCCCGCCUCCGUCUACCAUGCAGUUUUCCACUCUGGGCCCUGGGGGGCGCCACGUCUACUGCAAUAUCCCUAUGACAAUUCUAAAUGGACAGGGGUUCAGGGCAGUUGACUGGGGCAGAAGAGGUUUCUCAGAGCAGCACACUUGGAAAGAAGCCCGAUCUUCACCUGAACAGCACCUUUGUCCCACUCACCAGCAGAGAACUAAGCUCUGAUAUCUGGUAGAAGCAUUGCUUUACUGAUGCUGGACUAAAGACUACUGGUUUACAAAGAAAUUCUCACUGACUUGGGACAAAGCUUUUUGGACCUUCUACAAAAGUGGUUUACGGCCUCUUCAGCCCAUGCUGUGAUCAUAAACUGCUCACAUAUUCUAAAACGUAUGGACCGGACAAGAUCUGGACUGCUUACAGAUCAACACAGACUGAUUGAUUCAACUGAUUGUAUAUUUGUAUUGCCCCAAGCACUGAAUUACAGACCGAUAUAAAGUUGGAUUUAAAAGCCUUCCAAUAC